Notolabrus celidotus (New Zealand spotty) is the source of this 951-nucleotide messenger RNA. RefSeq lists its product as uncharacterized. NCBI's taxonomy places the organism in Eukaryota, Metazoa, Chordata, Actinopteri, Labriformes, Labridae. Gene Ontology annotation, biological process: regulation of apoptotic process. Bases 196 to 804 code for a protein of 202 amino acids. The record is from RefSeq and is a predicted model, not a curated record. The transcript is spliced from 6 exons.
ACUACACAGGCUGAGCUAAAGAAAGAGGAAGUGCUCUUCUGGGUUUCCUGCGUAAAGUUAGAGGAGCAAAAGUUUAAGAGAAGAACUAAGUUUCUAUCAACCAAAAGUCUGUUAAUAUACAACCUCAUUAUUUGGAUCAAUUUUUUUUUACCAACAGGCUUUGAUCAGCACCGUAACUUACACCUAACGCAGAUCAUGGACAAGCUGAAGUCAGCCCUGGAAGCAUUAGGAUCAUCCACUCCAACAGUGGUCGCUGAUGGGAGCAGCGUCGUAAUGGCCAGAGAUAUACGUGGACAAGCAAAAUCCAUCAACUUGAAUAUAGAGACAGAGAGUGAUCCAGACUAUAAACCUGGAAAUGCUGUUGGGCCGGCUCCGGCUGAUUACACUGCACAGGGUGGCAGUGUAAUAUGUGCUGACAUAAUAUCCGGUACUUUUGAUACCAUGGAUACGUCAAUAUGUGUGAAAAAAUCCAAAGUGCGUGCAGGACAAGUAGAUGAGACACCUCAGCCUUCCACCCAGGACCCUGCUGUGAGGUUCAUCACUGAGCACAAGGUGGAGCUCAUCGACCUGCUGAGGGCGGAUCACUCCUUCAUCCUGCAGCAUGUACAUGCCAAACUCAUCAUCACAGACAGAGAAUAUCAGAAUAUCAAACAUACCUCUCUGCCAGAACAGGCUGUUACUGAAAUGAUUGAUGGAGUGAUCGAUAAGGGUCCAGAGUCCUGCUCCCUUUUUCUUGAACUUCUCAAAGUUCACAGUGUUCUCAGGACUUAUCCCCAGCUCAAGAAAAUUACAGAUAAAAUGUAACAGGCAACAAUUAAAUCAACACUGAUAUGAUUAUAAUGAAAUGUUUAAAUUAGUAUGUUUUGAACAAAACACAAAUCAUACGAUUUUACCUUUUUCUAAAGAUUUUUUUAUCAGUUUUGAAGAAUAAACUUUUAAUGCUCAUAAAAA